UCUCUCUAUCCACCUCUCCCCCCGACCAUGUACGACCAGAGGGUCCAGGGUCCUGGACCUGGACCCGCCGGUGUCUCACACUCAUACCCUUCUUCGCCCUCUCUUUCCACCUGAUUAAACCUGUCAACCUCACACGCCCACAGACCCACCCCUCCCAUCGCCGUGAACAAGAAAGCCGCCGACCUUCCCGCUGUCAGGUGUCGCUUCUCGCUCCACAGAAACGAUUGUGGUUUUCGCAGACCAGACAAGUUUGAGCGUGGGACUUGACUGACAAACGAAGAUGACGAAGCAAGCUAAUCCCCGGAAAAAACACAAGACCACAAAGGCGAAAGCGUGGGCAAACAAGAAGGCCACACCACGCCCGCGACCUCGCGUGCCCGAGGCCGAUCCCAUCCAAGAGUAUUGGUCAAGGAAGAUCUCCCCCGGAAAACGCAGAGUCGAGUUCAAAGGAGGCGGACCCGGAGGAGUCACGGUCCUACGCAAGGAUGUACCCAAGUCCUGGAGAACCGUGAAGAACAGAAAAGGUGUAUGCUGCGUCUACUUCGUCAAGGGCGAGCGACACUUUCUGACGAUGGUUUCGGAGAAGGAGUUGAACAAGAUAAAGGGCACGAUCGGCAGCUUAGAGAUGACCAACCACGCCAAGACUCUUGCCUACGGCAUGAAGGCGGCGAAGAAAAGGAAGGGUGUGCCCAACUUCAGCGUGGUGGACGCUUGCUUCGGAUUCUGGUUUGACGUGUGCAAGGAUAGCGGUGUGGAGUUCAAGUGGAAGUCCUGCGCCAACUACUUCAACACCGGUUCGGGACGAUCAACUCGUCAACUCGCGAAGAAACAGGAGAAGAGCCUAUUGGCCGCCCUCGACACGGUGUCUGCGAUCCCCAAAGACAGCGAGCCCGACAGCGAGUCCGACAGCGAGUCCGACAGCGAGUCCGACAGCGGCUCCGUCAUCAACCUCAGCGAGGAGUCCAGCAGUGAGGAAUCCGACAGUGCGAGCGACAGCGAGAGCGACGAGCCUUUCGAGGUGAGGAUUGUGGGGAAGCGGAUCAAGGUCUUUUGGGAGGAGUUCAACAGGUGGUACCGCGGCAAGGUAGUCAAGUUCUCCAACGGCAUGCACCUUAUCUACUACGACGAUGGAGACAAGGCUUCGCAUGCGCUGAAGAACGAAAAGUGGAAGGUGGUGGGAUAGGACCCCAGCAUGGGCACCGUCGGCCGGGCAAGGUCGCCAAAACUGCAGUGAGGUCUCGCAGCACCAGGCGCGACUGCGCAUGCUGCCGGUGCAAUCCAAGGCGUGGCACGGAACAGACACCAGCGCGUGGUGCAGUCGACGUUUGGAGAUGGCGGCAGACAAAGAAUUACGCAGGAUGUGACUCAUCCUCGUGUUGCUGGCUAUGUUGAUUAUCCGAGGACAGCAGCGCGCUCUCCAGCAUUGAGUGGUGUAGGGGGUUAGGGUAGACUAGCGAAAACCAUCGUGCUUGGCCCUCGGUAGGCGAGCGAGCUACACCAGCAGUCGACCGUAGUGUCGUUUCGUCCUUUCCACUACUGUAAAUCAUGUGUUGUUUGUUUAUUGUUAUGCACAGUAGUUAAACGUUGAGCACGGCGGGCCGUGCGUGUUUCUUGUUUACAGGCUCUGCCAGUGCGAUACCAGUUGCUUCCAACUCGACCGUUUUCUAGCCGGUGUGGGGGGGGGCAGUACGGGCAGGCCUUUAUGCCUGAGAAACGGGCGAUCGCCGCUGAGCAAGGAGAACCUCACCGAAAGGUGUUGGUGAUGAGUUGGCACAGGAGGACCGUCAAAUGUCCAGAAGAAAAUUUAACGAAGGGCUGAUGCGUUCGAAACGGUAUCCGCGUUCAAUAUGACGUGUUGAACAUGUGUUUUCUCGGGUCUAU
Ectocarpus sp. CCAP 1310/34 is the source of this 1881-nucleotide messenger RNA. The record is from the annotation of a GenBank genome assembly. Lineage: Eukaryota; Phaeophyceae; Ectocarpales; Ectocarpaceae.